Phlebotomus papatasi is the source of this 1241-nucleotide messenger RNA. RefSeq lists its product as uncharacterized. The record is from RefSeq and is a predicted model, not a curated record. NCBI's taxonomy places the organism in Eukaryota, Metazoa, Arthropoda, Insecta, Diptera, Psychodidae. The transcript is spliced from 3 exons. The coding region runs from base 191 to 1069 and encodes 292 amino acids.
AUCCGCGAAACCAUUUAACACUUUCGCGUGUAUUUGGAAACGAUGACGCAAUUUUCUGUUUUUGUAUUAAUGUAUUUUUUUGGGGUUCCAUCUCAAAAAUCUUGGUCACAUCAGUUUGUCGCUGAGCUUUGGGAAGAGAAGAGUCUUUUCUGGUGAAUUUAUAGAGAAGUGGUCAAAAUAGAAAAUUAAAAUGUCUACUGAAAGUGAGGGAUUUGGAUUCAAGGAUAAGCAAAAGGCUCUGGACACGCUGAAAUUGCUGGAGAACCAGGAUAGCCAGUACAGACUCCUGACCAUACGGGGAUUGCUGGGAAGAGCCAAGAGGGUUCUAACAUUGACAAAAGCUGAAGAAAAGCGGAAUAAUAUUAAAGAUGCCAUUGAGGUAUUUGAGAAGUGGCUAGAGGAAAACAAGAGUACAUCGACCAAGAGCAAAGCUAAAUCUGCAGGGGAUACCGAUGAGAAAAUUGAUAAAGUGCCUGGAUUGGGCUUCAAAGACAAAGAAGCAGCCGAAAAGACACUCAAAAUCCUCGACAAUCGAGAUGCAGAUUAUCAGAAGCUAGUCCUGAAAAGUCUUAUCACCAGCUCUAAGAGCGUAGUUUCCCGCACAAAAGAUAAGCAGAAGAUCUCAGACAUUAAAGAAGCCGUAGAGAUGCUUACAGAAUACCUCGAUAGUCUCGAUACUCUCAAUCAGCCCAACAUGAAGUAUCUCUCAGUAGACAUCAUCCAAAACUUCUCAAAACCAACUGAAAAACUGGUCUCGGAAUUCCUGACCACUUACACAAAGACAGCUGGAGGGAACUACAAGAAACUGAGGACACUCUUCCCGGAAGAAGAUGACUCAGAGUCAUGGGAUAUUGUUAGGAACAAGAAUCUCCAGAAGUUACAGAAGACCAUUCAAGAGAAAAAAUUAUCUCUGUUCAACAGCGAUGGAUCGCCCACGAAAGAGCAUCUAACGCUAAUUUCUUGGGCGUAUUCCCCAAAAUUGGAAAAGCUCAAACAAUUCAUCGAUCAAAAUAAUCAAAAUAGUGAUUCAGCAUCUGAUGAACCAGUUACGAAAAAACGAAAAGUGUAAAGUGCAAAUUAUCAAGCAAAUACCUCAAAAUAAUCAAUAAUCGGUUCAUAGUGGAUAAUAAUUACCACAAAACCAAUCGGAAAUAUCCUUCUUGCUAUACUUUUCAGGAUUAAGAAUGUUCAUCUUGUACAUGAUAAAAUUUUCAAAUAAAUAAACCUUACAUAUCAAAGAC